Messenger RNA from Durusdinium trenchii, 1950 nucleotides. NCBI's taxonomy places the organism in Eukaryota, Dinophyceae, Suessiales, Symbiodiniaceae. The record is from the annotation of a GenBank genome assembly.
AUGGCGGCCUUUGCUGUUCAAUCUGGUGCCAAUGGUGAUGCAGAGGAAGGACUCCUCAACAUUCAGGUCUCGGGCAUGGACGGCACAGAUCUCCUGCUGACGGUGUCGGUUCAGCUGUUGGGAUCUGAGUUGCUAGACCUCAUCCAUGAGCGGCUAGGAAGUCAUCGAGGAGCAAUCACCGUGCAGAAAGGAUCUAUGAUGCUAUCCAGGACUCAGACUCUCCAAGAACAAGGGCUGAUUGACUUGAGCUACCUGAGCUAUGUGUAUUUGCCCACUAACUUCAAAGAUGCUUGGAGGCUUCUCAGAGACUUACCAGUUGACCAUGAUUGGGGACUUCUCAGAGACUUACCAGUUGACGAUGAAUUGACCGCUCUAGAUGGCAUAGGCAGAGUGGAAGGCAUUCAGACAUUGGAUCAGCUCAGGGCGCUGCCUAGACUUCUUCGCAGUCUCAAAUUUGGUGAUCGCUUCGACUUCUGUCUGGAGCAAGUGGUUUUUCCCCGAGAGCUGGAAAGUCUCAGCUUUGGCCAGGACUUUGACCAAAGCCUUGCAAGAGUGACCUUCCCGAAAAGCCUUCGCAGUCUAACAUUUGGCCAGAAAUUUAACCAGACGUUGGUGGGGGUGGCCUUACCCAGCCUUCACAGUCUGAUAUUUGGCCGGAGGUUCAACCAAAGUUUGGCUGGAGUGGCUAUGCCGAGUGGCCUUCGGAGCUUGACUUUUGGUUUUGAUUUCAACCAGAGUUUAGCUGGCGUAGUUUUUCCCAAUAGCCUCCAGACCUUGACAUUUGGUGACUCAUUCAACCAGAGCUUGGAUGGAAUCCAUUUGCCUGGUAACCUCGAAAGUUUGGAGUUUGGCCUGAAAUUCAAUCAGAGACUAGGAUCUUCUUUGCCGCAGAGCCUACAAAGACUAACCUUAGGCUUUUCGUUCAACAAAAGUUUGGAAGGAAUCGCGCCACUGCCCCCAAGCCUGCGGAGCCUGCGCUUUGGCAGUCGAUUCAACCAAAGCUUGGAACAAGUGACGUGGCCCAGUAGUCUGGAACAUCUCACAUUCGGACACCAAUUCAACCAGAGCUUGGAGAGAGUUUUAUGGCCUCAAAGACUACAGAGUUUGACAUUUGGCUUUGAAUUCAAUCAGAGGUUGCAACACGUGAGCUGGCCGAGCAGUCUGCAGAAUCUUUCAUUUGGAGAAGGAUUUAAUCAGACCUUAGACGGGGUUGCAUUUUCCAUUGGCCUGCAACAUCUUGCUUUUGGCUAUGAGUUCAACCAGAUUUUGGAUCAAGUGAGUUUUCCCAGCCAUCUUCAGUCGUUGGCUUUUGGUGAGGAGUUCAACCAAAGUGUCGAGGGAGUUGAAUUUCCCGCGAGCCUCAAAAGUCUUAGCUUUGGCUCUGAGUUCAACCAGAGUUUGGAGCGAACAACUUUGCCACAAAACCUUGAACGCCUGAGCUUUGGCAACAAAUUUAAUCAGAGUCUCGACGGUUUGACUCUACCAAGCCUUCAAAGUCUACAGUUGGGGAGUGGCUUCACUCGCUGCUUGGAGUGGGUCUCGCUUCGAUCAUUGCAUGAUCUCACUCUCUACAGCGUUUGCAAUCAGUGUUUGCAGCGAUUGGCUUCUUUCGGCUUCCUCCAACACCUGACACUUUGCUGUGGCUUCACCAGGGGCGACGCGGAGGCGGAGAGCGCGGAGAGGCCGCAGCCCUUGACCUUCCCCAAUGGCCUUCAAAGCUUGACCUUUGGCAGUCGCUUCAACCAAAGCUUGCAAGGGGUUGUGCUCCCAACCUCGCUCCGGAGUCUGACAUUUGGCAAUUCGUUCAAUCAGAGUCUGGCGGGAGUGGAGUUGCCCAGCAGCCUGCAGUGUCUUCACCUUGGUGGCAAAUUCAACCAGAGUUUCGAAGGGGUGUCUCUUCCUGCAUCCCUUCAAACCUUAAGUGGUGGUGAGCUCUUAUUGAGCGUUUGA